Yamadazyma jaroonii is the source of this 2634-nucleotide messenger RNA. NCBI's taxonomy places the organism in Eukaryota, Fungi, Ascomycota, Pichiomycetes, Serinales, Debaryomycetaceae. The record is from the annotation of a GenBank genome assembly.
AUGUCCAAUACCAUUACUGGAGCUAAAGGGAUCACUUUUUCAGGGGAAACCUUCAUAGUGCCUCAAACCCAUGAUAUGGUCAAAACAUUAUUUGAUCCGACCAUUAAAAAGUCUUUAUUUGAGAUGUUAAUUGUGGGUAUCUUGACCAUAAAUAUGGGGGCGGUAUUUUUAAUUCCCGACAAUUCGAUUAGAAUUAAAUGCUUCAUUGGGCUCUAUGUUUUUUGGAGACUUAGUUAUGAUUUUGGGAUAGGUUACGUCUUAAGACAACAAUCAUUACAUAACAAAUGGGUUAAGUGGUGUAGAGAUAACAAAAUUUUCGAAAAGAACAAUAAAUCAUUCUUUUCAAGAUUAUUGAAGUACGAGAUUGGUAGUCAAAUGGGUAAGACUUACGAUAUCGAUGAAUAUCCUAUUGAAUUCAAUACUUGGUUAAUUUUCAGAAGAUUUGUUGAUUUGAUUUUGAUGAGUGACUUUGUUAAUUUUGUGGGUUUGUUCAUGGUUUGUUUCAUUGACAAUGAUUAUGAAUCGAUCAAUCUUGACCAACAAAACAACUGGUUGGUAUAUUUAAGAGUAGUGACUGGUGUCACUUUGAUUAUCUUCAAUUACUGGGUCAAAGUCAAUGCUCAUAACACAAUCAAAGAUUAUGCAUGGUACUGGGGAGAUUUCUUCUUUCGUCAAAUUAAUAAUGAAGAUUUGAUUUUUGAUGGGGUUUUUGAAAUGGUCCCACAUCCAAUGUACUCUGUGGGUUACAUUGGUUACUAUGGUUUUGCUUUAAUUGCUAAAUCUUACACUGUAUUAAUUUUCGCCUGUUUCGGACACUUCCUUCAAAUGAUUUUCUUACACUUCAUUGAGAACCCUCAUAUUGAUAAGAUUUAUGGUCCUUCAGCUAAUGAAAUUGAUAGUUUGAAAUUAAUCAAAUUGAAAGAUUUGAAGAAUUUUAAUAAUGCAAAACCACUUAUUGGUGUAUGGAAUUUCAAUAUCUUGAGAGGUUCAGAUUUGAUGAAUCUAGUUUUGAUUUUCACUUAUUCGAUUUUUGUUCCAUUUUUGUUAUACAUUAGUAACUUUAACAACACUGAAAACAAAUUGGUCAACUUCUUACUGAAAAGCUAUCAAAUCAAUGUCAAAAUCAAUUCUCUUACUGUUUUAUUCUACUUAACUGUGUCCAUAAAAUUAUUCGAGAGUUUUUCCAUCAAUACCUUGUUAUUCUUACAAAGCAACUUCAAGUCUUUCACCAAAUAUUAUUUGUCUAACGAUAUACCAGUUGAAAAAUCGUUAAAUAAUUUUGCUAUUAUUUAUAACUCAUUAAUCAGUUUAACAUAUUCUUCAUUCUUUGGUUUAAAUGUUUUGUAUGUUUUAACAGGUGAAGGAAAACCUGAAUUAUUAUUCAAUGAUUGGUUCUAUUUGAGAAUGUUCAUUGGUAUUUUACUCAUUGUCACACAUACAUGGAUUAAUUGUUCUAUUAUAGACUCAAUUGGAUAUUUUGGUUGGUUCUAUGGAGAUUUCUUUAUUCCAAAAUCUUCAUUACCUCACAAAGCUCAUUUGACUAAAGCUGGUGUCUACAGAUACUUAAACAACCCAGAACAAAUAUUUGGAGUUUGUGGAAUAAUGGGGGUUUGCUUCAUGAUUCCUACCAAUUACAACUUAGUUUUAUGUGGAUUAUGGGUUGCUAACAACUUCAUUAGAAUCAACGGAAUUGAAAAAUUACACAUGAUUAAAUUAUAUGGAGAAAAUGAAGUUUUAAAAGAUUCCGGUGUCACCAAAACCUUCAAAAAGCAUUUGAUCCCCGAUGUUAUCCAAAGAAGAUUAAGUAACAACCACGAUGAUAGCAGAAAUGAUUUGUUGAAACAACAUAGAAGAAAAUCAUCCAUCGUAGCUACUGCAACCGAUACCAUCGAUCAACUUAUCAAAGAGUUGAAAAAGUCAAAUACCAAAUUGACUCAACAAAACAUCUACGAAUUAUCACAAAAUUUGUACUUUGAAAAUAGUGAUUACAAAUUGAAUAUCAAAAAUUUGAGUUAUGAUGAUUCUGAUGAUAAAUUAUUGAAGUUCAUCACCAUUGGAGAACCAAUCCAGGUUGAAUUCAAUUGUCCAGAAACUCAUAGCCCUAAAGAUUGGAUCGGGUUGUACAAGGUUGUUCAGACUUCAUACAGCCGUUACAAAACUUUGAUUAGUUCCAACAACAGAUGGCUUUGGGUGAAAGAUGACUCCAGUGGAGUUUUGACAUUCCAAAAAGAGAAAUUGUUCUGGGAAGAAGGUAUUUAUGAAUUCAGAUAUCAUAUUGAUGGAAAGCAUGAUGUAGCUUAUGUAUCAGAACCAUUUGAAAUCAAAAUUCCAAAAAUCAAUGUUUCAAAUGAUACUGAAGACAUUUUAGAAUUUUCCAAGAUCUUGAAAGGUCAAAUCUUUGAUAAAUUCUUACCUUUCGAUUCUGUAAAUGAUGUGAUUAACGAAAAAUUCGAAACAUCUGACAACUUCUUAGACAGUUACAAGAGAUUAUCCAAAAUAAUUUCAUCAGCAACCAAUAUUCAAAUCAGUGAAAAAAUCUUCUUAUAUAAUGAUGAUUUAACUAUCUUGAAAUUAGGUUCAAAAUUAGUUCAUAUGAAAAAAGUUUUAGAUGAAUUAUCAAACGACGGUUUAUAA